Didymodactylos carnosus is the source of this 723-nucleotide messenger RNA. NCBI's taxonomy places the organism in Eukaryota, Metazoa, Rotifera, Eurotatoria, Philodinida, Philodinidae. The record is from the annotation of a GenBank genome assembly.
AUGGGCGCACGACAUUUAGGCGCACGACAUUUAGGCGCACGACAUUUAGGCGCACGACAUUUAGGCGCACGACAUUUGGGCGCAACGAUAGUUGAAGUUCAAAGACGCCGGUGUGGGUGAGUGUGAGUAUGGAUGAAGAUUAAAGAAACAGUUAAGUGGUUACAGUUGGAUAUGAGUAAUAUAGAAAAAGCUCUCACAACAUAAAAAGUUUGUUGAACACUAGAACACCCGGAAAUUUUCAUGACCAAAAACGCCCAAAGCGGUCAUUUUGACCAUUGCUGUUUUUUUUUAAAAUUUUAUAAUUGAACAUGGUUCUGAAUUAAAAAUUCUGCAAAAAAUAAUUUUUGCGGGACAAAUUAAAAGUAAACUCAAAAAACGGUCAAAAUGACCACUAUGGGCGUUCUAGUGUUUUUUAUCGUUUGCAGCAUACUUUAACAAAUGCACUACUUCUGUUUGCUUUUGUCGUAGAUGCGCCCAAUGUCGUUGCGCCUAAAUGUCGCUGCGCUCAAAUGUCGCUGCGCUCAAAUGUCGCUGCGCUCAAAUGUCGCUGCGCUCAAAUGUCGCUGCGCUCAAAUGUCGUUGCGCUCAAAUGUCGCUGCGCUCAAAUGUCGCUGCGCUCAAAUGUCGCUGCGCUCAAAUGUCGCUGCGCUCAAAUGUCGCUGCGCUCAAAUGUCGCUGCGCUCAAAUGUCGCUGCGCUCAAAUGUCGCUGCGCUCAAAUGUCG